AAGACAAAAUUCCUGGCAUAGACAUGCGUCUGGUGAUGAAAAAAGUACAGUGUAAAGAAGACAACGCUGAACAAACGAUGAGGUCCUAUACAAGUGAAAAAGUAUGUGCACGAACAAUGCACUUUGCAAUUGUCCCCUUGCUUGGAAUACGAGAGGAUCCAAAGAAAAGGGAAUUUUAUUUUCUUUCGCCUUAUAUGGACAAUGGGAAUCUCAAUUCUGCUAUAGAAAAAGACAGUAAGCUAGUCAGCAAGCAUCUACAGCCAAUAUUAAAUGUACGCCAUAGGCUAAGGAUAAUGUUUCAGAUAGCUUCAGCAAUUGAUUUUCUGCAUACGCCCGUUCCUGAUAUAAGAGGACUGAUAUUACACAUGGAUAUUAAAUCCUUAAAUAUUGUCCUUGACCAAAAUCUAAAUGCAAGGAUAAUUGAUUUUGGGCUAGCACGUGAGAUGAAACAUGGUCAUGACCAUACAAGUACUACAAGUUUACACUAUUAUGCUACGCCAGGGUAUGAUAAACUGACACAACAGCAGAUUCUAGGGAAACAUGAUGACUAUCGUUAUUUUGGUGUUGUUAUGCGAGAGCUUCUAACCGGUAGAAAACCGUCCAUUGAAGGAUGUCCAGAAGCGACGUUAAAGGAUCAAUCUGUAACUAAGAUUAAAAGAGCAUCAAUGAAAAUGUGGAAGGAUUUAGUAGCGGAUCCACCUGUGACAGAUCGUUUAGUUGAGCUUUCUGUGAAAUGUAUAACAAAUAAGGACAUUACAUCCAAAACAUUGGUAACUGAACUUAAGCAACUUCUCGCUGAUACAAAUACUAAAAGAUGGGCAAGAAAAAAUGAGUCGAGUAGAUGUGACAUGUGUUUGGAAUACGAAGCAGGUAAUGAUUUAAAAAAUGUAUUGAUUUGCUUAUGUUAAUUAUAACAUUUAGAAAACAUUGCUUAGCACUUAAUCUACAAUAUUUGCAUUUUCACUGAACUGAGCCUUUUUAGAAGUGAUCAGUACCAGUUAAGCUUUGUUUGCAUGUGCUACAAAGGGUAUUUCUUUGCAAAUGACGUUCUGAGGUCUAUUUUUGUUAUGGGAUAUUAUUACCAAGCUUAGUACAUAUCUAGCUUUCUUAGAGACUUGGGUACUGUUUAUGUUCUGGUCACUGGGGUCAAUGUCAAGAUAAUUGUUACUAAAAAUAGAAAAAAAUAGGUUUCUCACAAUUACUUCAGUUAGGAAUUAGGUAAACAGUCCAGGCCUGGUAGUUAUGUAGCUUUCAUAGAGAUCAAUAUUUUUGAUUCAUUUUGAAUAGCUUGAGCCAUUAUUACUAAGUGCAGAAAUGGUUUUCGGUCAAUUAUUCAGUUAAGAAAGAGCAGCUUUCGUGGUGACCAACACCCAAUUGCAUUUAAGAGUUUUAAUAGGCAGAUAAUGUUUCAUCAAGGGCUAAACCUUUAUCCCGUUUGUUCAAGGAAUUUCCUUGUUCUUAAAAGAAGAUGUUAUGGCAGCAUAUAGAAAUUGGACUGUUGAUCUAGCCCCUUAGUAUCCAAUCGAUAACUGAAGAAUGCUUCAACUCAGGAUGACCAGAUUUGGUGGGCAGAUCAAGACUUGCAGAUAAACCCUUUUGAGUUGCAGUGUGCAAGAGCUGGAAAUUGGUUUGAGAUCGAUUAAGAAUGCCUCAUCUCAGGAUCCUAAAAAACAAAGACAAAAAAAAAAAAAAAAAAAAAAAAAAAAAAACAGGGAAUGCCGCGUACCAAAAACGCCAAAAACGCAGCCUCCCCUAAAUCUUCCUAGCAGGUGACCGUUAGAUGACAUGUUUUGAUUUUGAAGCCGGUAGGUCAAGGUGGCAGUGACCUUGAGUUAAAAGUUGAUUUCCGAUCAAUAGCUCAAGAAAGUUUCAUGUCGGGAACCUCAAUCUGCCUUAGCAUAAGCCGUUUGGUCGUGACCGGCAGAUGAGGUCUAUCGACAUAGAGCUUUUUUUAGUUUGAAGCUCAAAGCCACAGUGACAAGCUGAAAUUUGAUUUCCGGUCGAAACUGGAAAGGUUUGAGCGAAGAAACGUCAAACUUCCUAGGCAGGUUGAUCAUUACUAGAAAAGGACACCCGUAGAAUUUGACUUCGGCAUGUCAAAGGUCAAUUUGGCAGUGACCUUUAUAUUAUCUAAAAUUGGUUUUCUAUGAGUAACUCAAGAACGCUUCAGCUCAGGAACAUCAAACUUCCUAGGCAGAUUGAACCAGAAAAGAUGACUUAUAUCAGUUUCAAGGUCAGUAGGCCAGAGGUCGAAGUAAUUACAGUUAAGUAUUAUUUUCCACUUUUUCAUGCAUAAUUGAUAUGGCACCAUUCAGACUAUGCAUGUUUAGAUUAUCUAAAAGAUUUUCCGCAUGAAAUAGGAGAGAAAUAUUAAUUAAUUUCUCUCUGGCAUUCUGUCGCAAAGUUUGUCCGCGCAACUCUUCUGACACCUCCAGGCGGAUUUACACCUAAGAUCAUAAAAAUGAUUGUUGCAAAGCCUAGUUGUGCAUACCGUCUGCUUUUUUCCAAUUCGGUUACUUUCAGCAGAAUUAUGGCCAUUGAUUCUUUAGGUUUUACGAGGGUCCUGCAAAAAGUAAUGUCACUAAUGGGCUUCCGUAGUUUUAUCUCCUACAUUUUUAAAACGCUUAUUGCACUUGAAAGAUGUAUCCAAUAGCUAACGAUAUCCGUUUAUUUUGGGUCAAUUGCUUUAGAAAUAACCGAGUUAUUUUAAAUUGAAAUAAUGCAGUCACAUACACUGACCAAUGUACCUUUCAUAUUGUAAAAUGGACGAAAAGACUGUAAUUUGUAGCUAUAUUAAAUGCCGCAUUAGGCUUAACAUAAAUAUUUAAUGAAUUUUAAGGUAUAUAUGGAUCCCAGGUCAUUUCAAUGCGUACAGUUUUAGGGGGAUUAAAGCUUUUAAAGCUGUGAAAUUAUCUGUCGAAGAUGAUUAAAUCUCUUUGAUAGCUGUAAAAGCUGUGGUCAAACAAGAAGCGGCGCUGUUGUCGGUGAAAGUUAUAGCCAGUUGUACUUGCAUAUUAGAAGGCAGUGUGCAAACAAUUCUGAAAAAGCGUUUGGACCUGAGAAAGGUUUGCACUAGGUGGGUAACUCAGUUGCUCACUGAGGAGCAAAAGAAACUAAGCCGUAAAUUUGUCCGGGAACUUUUGAAAACAUACAAAGGCUGUGAUAGUCGAGUUAUUUCUAACUUGCUAGCAGGUGACGAGACCUGGGCGCACAUGUUUGCGCCACAUAAAAGGGAUGAUAAUAAGCAACGGAAGAGAAAAGAUGAAAAACGCCUCUGUAUUGCCAAGAGAACCAUAAGUUGGAAAAAGAUGUUAUUCGCAAUAUUCGUCAAUUCUAGCGGGCCAGUCAUUAAGUUCUUUGUCCAUCUGGUCAUACAGUCACUGGACAAUUCUACAAGAAUCUGUACUGAAGAAACUGAAAACGUUUUACAAGAGAAACGUCCAAGCAAAGGAUGGUCUGGAGUCCAUAUUAAACACGAUAACGCCUCCUCUCACAAGUGCGAUGUUUUUAGCUCGACUAUUCGAAGAAUAAGUACAGCUAUCCUACUCACCAUGGCGUCGGCGUCGGCGUCGGUGUCGGCGUCACACUUUGGUGAAGUUUUUUGUACCAGUCCACAUUUUGACAAAGUCUUUUGAGAUAAAGCUUUGAAACUUUGAACACUUGUUUACCAUCACCAUGGCCAGUUAUAGGCAAGAGCACAUAACUCCAUCAAGGAUUUUGGCUGAAUUAUGGCCCCUUUUGACUUAGAAAUCAUGGUUAAGUUUUUCGUACCAGUUCAUAUCUUGACAAAGUCUUCUAAGAUAAAGCUUUGAAACUUUCAACACUUGUUUACCAUCACCAUGGCCAGUUAUAGGCAAGAGCACAUAACUCCAUCAAGGAUUUUGGCUGAAUUAUGGUCCCUUUCGACUUAGACUUGGUUAAGUUUUUCGUACCAGUUCGUAUUUUGACAAAGUCUUUUGAGAUAAAGCUUUGAAACUUUCAACACUUGUUUAUCAUCACCAUGUCCAGUUAUAGGCAAGAGCACAUAACUCCAUCAAGGAUUUUGGCUGAAUUAUGGCCCUUUUUUACUUAGAAAUCUGGGUUAAUAUUUCGUACCAGUUCAUAUUUUGACAAAGUCUUUUGAGAUAAAGCUUUGAAACUUUCAACACCUGUUUAUCAUCACCAUGGCCAGUUAUAGGCAAGAGUACAUAACUCCAUCAAGGAUUUUGGCUGAAUUAUGGCCCCUUUUGACUUAUAAAUCUUGGUUAAAUUUUCCGUACCAGUUCAUAU
This is a messenger RNA of Mercenaria mercenaria, 4269 nucleotides long. RefSeq lists its product as uncharacterized. The coding region runs from base 24 to 908 and encodes 294 amino acids. The record is from RefSeq and is a predicted model, not a curated record. Gene Ontology annotation, molecular function: protein kinase activity; ATP binding. The transcript is spliced from 7 exons. NCBI's taxonomy places the organism in Eukaryota, Metazoa, Mollusca, Bivalvia, Venerida, Veneridae. Gene Ontology annotation, cellular component: plasma membrane. Gene Ontology annotation, biological process: protein phosphorylation.